AUGGAAAGCUCGAGACUUUUGAAACUGUCGGAGACAACUCUGGGCGGAUCCGGCGUGGCGCUUCACUACGCAAAUCUGAUAGUCAUAAUGGAAAAGAUGAUAAAGCAACCCCAGUUGGUGGGUCUCAACGCGAGAGACGAUCUUUGCUCGAUGUUGCCGGCGACCGUGAGAUCCUCACUCAGUUCGAGAUUAAAAGGAGUUGGGUUCAGGGCGAAUGCAUUGCAUUAUGCAGCUCCUAACGCCGAGACCAAAGAUAAUGUCACGCCAUUGUUAUCAGCAGUGGCGGCUGGUUCUAUGGCAUGCUUAGAGCUGUUGGUCAAGACAGGUGCCAAAGCUAAUGUUUUUGCUGGUGGUGCAACUCAGUUGCUAAUGUUAGAGAUUUGUGAUGGCAAUAGGCCAUUAGAAGUUGCAUCUCUAAGAGAGAACAUAAAGAUUGCUGAGACUCUCUUCAUGUUCUCUCUCCAGAAGCAAAGGGGAAAGGCACAGAAGCAAAAGCAAGAGGACAAGACGCAUUCCAUAUUCCCAUCGACGCUUACACACAAAUCAUACCUUCUUCUUAAACGAAGCCUCUGUUGGUUGCGAUUAGGACAAGUUGAACAUGCCUUAUCAGAUGCUAAAGUCUGCAGAGAACGGAAACCUGAUUGGCCUAAAGAAUGUUUCCGCGAAGGUGCUGCUCUUCGUUUGCUACAGCGAUUUGAUAAGGCUGAAAGCAUCAAUGAUCUCUUUUUACGAGAGAGUAAAUCAAGGAGAUCAUUGAUGCUUUCAGAGGACGAAACUAUUUAUUAUAUUUCUUCGAGCACUUGCCAUCCCGAAGCAACCGAGUGGGUUACUGAAGGUUUAGUUUGUUAUCUUCGUUAUAGAAGUGAUUCACGUAAGCACAGCAAUAUUGUCUAUGCAAACCGUCGCUUCUAUUGCCUAGACGAUAAAGGACGCUUAUAUUACUUUGAACCGUCUUCUCGAGAAUGGUCUUUUAGUUACACGUAUUCACCGCCGUGUCCUUAUAUCUCUGCUAGAUAUGAGCGAAAGAAGAAAAGAGUUUUCUUGGCGGUGCGUAAAGGAGUGUUCUUUACAAUAUAUACAUGCGGAGGUGAGAAACCUAUGGUGUAUAAACUGGAUGAAUCUUCGGACUGGGAGGAGAUCAAUAGUACUACGCUUGAUGGCUUGACAAUCUUCACGAGUCUUUAUUCUUAUGAGAUGAGAGUUAAUCUCCCAUGGAUGAGGCAUAGUGUUUACUUCCCGAAGGUUCGUUUAAGCAACAAGUGUUGUGUAUCGUAUUCGUUUGAUGAAGAGAGGUACUUCCCGCGUAAGCAGUGGCAGGAACAGGAGGACUUAUGUCCUGUUGAGAAUCUUUGGAUUAAGCCACCUGAGAAAGCUAUAGAGUACAUGUGA
Molecule: messenger RNA, 1389 nt
Organism: Brassica oleracea var. oleracea
Lineage: Eukaryota; Viridiplantae; Streptophyta; Magnoliopsida; Brassicales; Brassicaceae
Exons: 8
Coding region: 1-1389 (462 amino acids)
Biological process (GO): positive regulation of growth
Molecular function (GO): protein binding
Source: RefSeq, a predicted model, not a curated record